Molecule: messenger RNA, 3858 nt
Organism: Betta splendens (Siamese fighting fish)
Lineage: Eukaryota; Metazoa; Chordata; Actinopteri; Anabantiformes; Osphronemidae
Gene: pde5ab
Product: phosphodiesterase 5A, cGMP-specific, b
Exons: 22
Coding region: 153-2828 (891 amino acids)
Biological process (GO): signal transduction
Molecular function (GO): 3',5'-cyclic-GMP phosphodiesterase activity; protein binding
Source: RefSeq, a predicted model, not a curated record
CCCUCACUCUCGACCCCCCCCCCCCCUUCUCUCUCUCUCGGGUUCUCUCUCGGAGCCCCUCGCUCUUCCUUGCAUCCUCAGCCGGCUCUUCCGCGUAUAGAUGUAGACGCUAAACGCGGCUCAAAGUGGGAGACUGCUGUCGCCUUUGCGCCAUGGAGGACUGCUGUUCCCCAGAAAGCGAGAGGAUGGAAGCGUGGCUGGACGACCACUUGGAGUUCACCCACUCCUACUUUAUCAGGAAGGCGUCAAGGGAGAUGGUGAAUGCCUGGUUUGCUGAGCGUGUCCACACCAUCCAGCCUUCAUCCUCUAAAGACAACCCCCAACAGCAUCGGGCCCACCAGUCCUCCACAGACGCCGGCCUCACCCCUGCCUCCACCAUCUACCCCCCCACGCUAACCCUUCUGGACAAUCGCUCCCCUUCCCCGGCCUCGGUGUCCAGCCCGGCCCCCGGCACCCCGACCCGCAAAAUCUCGGCGUCCGAGUUCGACCGCCCGCUCAGACCCAUAGUGGUGAAAGACUCUGAGGGUUCGUUGACGUUUCUGAGCGACGCCGACCGCGAAACUGUCCCAUUCCGAGGCUCAGUGAUGGGCGAGGGGGGUGUUGGCGGCAGUGGUGGCGGAGGCGGAUGCACGGGGACGGGUACCGGCAGCGGGGGGGACCGCUGCGCCAGGCUGCUGGAGCUGGUGAAGGACGUGUCGAGUCAUCUGGAUGUGACGGCCCUCUGCCAUAAGAUCUUCCUACACAUCAACGAGCUGAUUGCUGCGGACCGCUACUCACUGUUUCUGGUGGGCGAGGACAGCUCCAACAGGAAGUUCUUGGUGAGCCGGCUGUUUGAUGUGGCUGAGGGAUCCACCCUGGAGGAAUCCUCCAGUAGCUGCAUCCGGCUCGAGUGGAACAAGGGCAUCGUGGGACAUGUGGCCGCGACGGGCCAGCCACUCAACAUCAAGAAUGCUUACGAGGACCCGAGGUUCAACGCCGAGGUCGACCUGAUCACAGGUUACAAAACCCAGAGCAUCCUCUGUCUGCCUAUCAAGAACCACAGAGAUGAGGUGGUGGGGGUGGCUCAGGCUAUCAAUAAAAAAUGCGGGGAGGACGGUGCCUUCACGGAGCAGGAUGAAAAGGACUUCUCUGCCUAUUUGGCCUUUUCGGGCAUCGUCCUGCACAACGCUCAGCUGUACGAGACGUCACAGCUGGAAAACCGACGCAACCAGGUGCUGUUGGACCUGGCGAGCCUGAUCUUCGAGGAGCAGCAGUGUCUGGAGGUUUUGCUGAGGAAGAUCGCGGGCACCAUCCUGUCCUUCAUGCAGGCUCAGGCUUGUACCGUCUUCAUUGCGGACGAGGAUUCAAUGAACUCCUUCUCCAGUGUCUUUCACAUGGAAUAUGAGGAGCUCUCUGAAGUCACCGAUGCCCCCAAGAGGGACUGUGAUGUCAGCCAGAUCAACUACAUGUAUGCCCAGUACGUCAAGAACACCAUGCAGCCUCUCAGCAUCGCAGACGUCGCCAAGGACCAGCGCUUCCCCUGGACGCAGAGCGAGAACAGAGAUCACACCAGCAACCAGAUAAAGAGUUUGCUCUGUAGCCCCAUCAGGAACGGCAAGAAGGACAAAGUCAUUGGUGUAUGUCAGCUGGCCAACAAGAUGGACGAGGCGUCGGGCAGCGUGAAGGCCUUCAACAGGAACGACGAGCAGUUCCUGGAGGCGUUCGCCAUCUUCUGCGGCCUCGGCAUCCAGAACACGCAGAUGUAUGAGACUGUGGAGAGGGCCAUGGCCAAGCAGGAGGUCACGCUGGAGGUUUUGUCGUAUCACGCCUCAGCUGCAGAGGAGGAGUCGCGGGAACUCCAGGUAACCGCGGUCACCACGGUCCCGUCGGCGCAGUCGCUGGGCCUCCUGGACUUCACCUUCAGCGACUUCGACCUGUCCGACACCGAGACCACGCAGGCCGCCGUGCGCAUGUUCGUCGACCUCAACCUGAUCCAGAACUUUCAGAUGAAGUACACGAGCUUGUGCCAGUGGGUUCUGAGCGUGAAGAAGAACUACAGGAAGAACGUGGCCUAUCACAACUGGAGACACGCCUUCAACACGGCCCAGUGCAUGUUCGCUCUGCUCAAGUCCGGCCGGCUGCAGAACAACCUCUGCGACCUGGAGGUCCUGGCGCUGAUGAUUGCGACUCUCAGCCACGACCUGGACCACAGAGGAGUCAACAACUCCUACAUUCAGAGGAGCGACCACCCACUGGCCCAGCUCUACUGCCACUCCACCAUGGAGCAUCACCACUUCGACCAGUGCCUCAUGAUCCUCAACAGCCCCGGGAACCAGAUCCUGAGCGGCCUCUCUCUGGACGAGUACAAGAGCACGCUGAAGAUGAUCGAGAAGGCCAUCCUGGCCACCGACCUGGCGCUGUACAUGAAGAGGCGAGGGGAGUUCUUUGAGUUGACCAAGAACAACCAGUUCGUUUGGGAGGACGAACAUCACAAGGAAUUACUGAGGUCAAUGCUGAUGACUGCAUGCGAUAUCUCAGCUAUCACCAAGCCCUGGCCAGUGCAGAAAAGGGUUGCGGAGCUGGUGGCCACCGAGUUCUUUGAGCAGGGGGAUAAGGAGAGACAGGAGCUGAACAUUGAGCCCAUUGACCUGAUGAAUCGCGAGAAGAGAGACAAAAUCCCCAGCAUGCAGGUGUCCUUCAUUGAUGCUAUUUGCAUCCAGUUAUAUGAGACGUUGGCUGGCAUGUCGGAACAUUGCUCCCCGCUGCUGGAAGGAUGCCUGAAGAAUCGGCAGCACUGGAAGCGCCUGGCCGAGGAAUGCGAGAAGGACCUGGUGAACGGCCUGGUGUGACCCCAAAGCUCGUGUGGCUCUCAACCAGGGCGGAUCCCCUGGGUUCUGCCCGUCCUCGUGGGUCUCACAGAAAUCCAUGAACAUAGCAUGACGCACGCAUAUGAGACAACGAAUAACGUGCUCGGUGCGAAAUAUUAUUUCUGCACAGAAAAACAGCCAGUACAUUGAUUUUGACAGUGAAAAACAUAGUUGUUUAGAGCAACAUUAAUUAUUAAGUAAUUACUAUGUUAAAAAUAAAAUCUCAAGUAACUAAUUCCAACACCCAAAACACUAGAAGGAUAAUUAGGCAUCGCCAACGUGUCAUCAGGUCAAAGGUCAUGCUCGUUUCACCGAACUUUGUGAGACUCAUUCUGAUGUCGUCACUAUUCUGUCGUAGCUCUCACUCACUAGACACCAGAACAGUCAGCACUAAGCUAUAUUUAUUAUCAUAGCCAUGGUUAUUUUUUGCACAGAGUGGCUUUUAUCUUGAAAUUUCACCCCACUAUCUCUCACGAGUAGUGAUAUUUGUUUUUUAGGGGGACUCUGAACAGUAGGACGUAAACCCUUGGGACCGGCACCAUCACAGUGGGAUUGAUUUAUUGUACUUUAAACCUUCACAUGGUGUCACGAUACUCUUCUAAACCUGUUCAAAGUCUUUGUUCACAGCACACACUACAAUGUUGGAGACUUUUGUAAAGUUUUUGUCACUUAUUGUCUUAACUAUGUCUUUACAUAUUUAUUUUUGUUUUAUAUAUUUAUUAGAGUUUCUAUAUUAUAAGGUCAUCGUUUGUCAAGAACACACAAACUUUGUAGAGAAAAUUAGUUUUCAUACUUAAUAAAUCCAUCUCUGCUUUUUUGAAGGGUCUGUCAGAGGAACAAACUCUUCCAGGUGGUGUUUGGACUGCGUUGUGUUGUCUGAGUUUUGUUUUUUCAAAUGUAAAACAGCCAAAGAAGCCUGCACUUCCAAAGGUCGCUGGUCUAUAUUUUUCCACAGCCUUGUUUUGACUGAGUAGGACCACUUCACCAUUAAAAUUCCAAUGAUUAAAACCUU